AUGGCAGCUCAAACUCAUGAUGCACUCCUUGAUGCGCACGAACUCGAUGCUGAAAUGAAGGACAUGACGAUCUGGCUUCAAGCGCACACUUUGCCUUCGAAGUGGCGGCGUCAACUUCUCAUUCACUUGGACACAAUACACUGCCAAAUGAGAUUUUGCCGUGAGCAACUGCUGCAUGGAUGGAAGCUAAUACAUCCGCCAUUUCACCAGCCUAGUUUAGACUUGUUCGAUCGCAGACUUCGGCUUUUUGAACAAUCGGUGCAGCUGCUUGCCGCAGCCAUCAAGGAAUGCAAGAGCAAAAUGCUCAAUGCGGAAGCCCUUGCAGCUUGUCGGUUUAUACAGCUCUGGACUCGGCAACUCCUAGCAAAGCGAGGAUUUUACACUAAAGUGAUCAACCUAUCAUUUCACCACCGAGGCAUCGUGGCUGGCAUGUUCGACUCAAUAAAAGGCACAUCGAAGCUUACGACUCAUGGUCGGAACCAAAAUAUCACUCUUGAAUACCCGCGCUCAGAUAACAAUUGGGAUAGUUUGAACAAGUGA
This is a messenger RNA of Plasmopara halstedii, 540 nucleotides long. RefSeq lists its product as uncharacterized. Lineage: Eukaryota; Oomycota; Peronosporomycetes; Peronosporales; Peronosporaceae. The record is from RefSeq and is a predicted model, not a curated record. The transcript is spliced from 2 exons. The coding region runs from base 1 to 540 and encodes 179 amino acids.